CUCAAAUCUUGUGACACUUUUGUCUACACCCCCUUAACUACUAUCCUCCCAUACUCCAUAAUUUCUAAAAGCCAAAAUGGCCCUGCCCGAAACUCAAGCCGAUAAAACCCUCCAAGAUGCGUGGGACUACAAAGGCCGCCCCGCCGUCCGGUCCUCCACCGGUGGCUGGACGGCGGCGGCCAAGAUUCUAGGAGUGGAGACAUGCGAAAGGCUGACGACGCUAGGCAUUGCGGUGAACUUGGUGACGUACUUAACGAGUACGAUGCAUCUCGGCAGCGCUAGCUCCGCCAACACCGUCACCAACUUCCUCGGGACCUCCUUUAUGCUUUGUUUGCUUGGCGGUUUCGUAGCUGACACUUUCCUUGGAAGGUACCUCACUAUUGCCAUUUUCGCUGCAGUCCAAGGAAUUGGUGUGACAAUUUUAACGAUAUCAACCACGAUCCCGAGCCUCCGUCCCCCAAGAUGCGAUCCGGGUUCGCCAUCGUGUGUUUCUGCAGACGGCAUGCAGCUAGUUGUUCUAUUUACCGCCCUGUACCUCACUGCACUCGGAACCGGUGGACUAAAAUCCAGCGUGUCGGGUUUCGGUUCGGAUCAGUUUGACGAAACACACAAGGAAGAGAAAAUACAAAUGACGAGUUUCUUCAACUGGUUCUUUUUCUUCAUAAGUCUCGGGUCCCUGAUCGCCGUGACAGUGCUUGUUUACAUCCAGGAUAAUCUCGGGAGGCGCUGGGGUUACGGCGUAAUUGCCUGCGCGAUCGGUAUAGGACUUGUGGUAUUUAUAUCGGGGACGAAACAAUACCGGUUCAAGAAACUCAUGGGGAGCCCAUUGACGCAGAUCGCCACCGUUUUUGUCGCGGCUUGGAGGAAGAGAAAUGCCGAAUCACCGUCCGAUUUAUCACUUUUAUUCGACAUCGACGAUAUUGAAAACGAGGGAUCAAAGAAGAAGCAGAAGCUGCCGCAUAGUAAACAGUUCCGCUUCUUGGAUAAGGCUGCCAUCAUAGACACCAACAAUAAAAUGAAUGCAAAAAUGAUACAUGAUAAAUGGUCUCUCUCGACUUUAACCGAUGUUGAAGAAGUAAAAAUGGUGAUCAGAAUGUUACCGAUUUGGGCUACCACAAUAAUGUUCUGGACAGUUUAUGCCCAGGUGACCACAUUUUCGGUUUCGCAAGCCACCACCAUGGACCGUCACAUGGGUAAGUCUUUCCAGAUUCCGUCAGCAUCGAUGACAGUUUUCUUCGUUGGCAGCAUCCUCUUGACUGUCCCUUUUUACGACAAAGUUGUCAUUCCGAUUGCCAAAAAAACGCUGAAACAUCCACAAGGUUUGAGCCCGUUGCAGAGUAUCGGGAUCGGCCUUGUUUUGUCAAUAUUUGCCAUGGCUGCUGCUGCAUUGACAGAAAUCAAAAGAUUAGACGUUGCACGAGAACAUAAACUGGUUCAUAAUCAUAAUGCUGUGUUACCCAUAAGUGUUUUUUGGUUAGUCCCGCAGUUUUUCUUAGUGGGCGCUGGAGAGGCGUUAACUUAUAUCGGGCAGCUUGAAUUUUUCCUCAAGGAGUGUCCUAAAGGGAUGAAGACAAUGAGCACAGGUCUAUUCAUAAGCACACUUUCACUAGGGUGUUUCUUCAGCUCCAUAUUAGUCACUAUCAUUCACAAGAUUACAGGAGAUCAUAAGCCAUGGUUAGCGGAUAACCUUAACGAAGGAAAGCUCUAUAACUUCUACUGGCUGCUGACAAUUCUAAGUAUUUUGAACCUGGUGCUAUUUUUGUUUGGUGCUAAGUGGUAUGUGUACAAGGACAAGAGGCUUGCUGAGGAGGGAAUCGAAUUGGAAGAGGAAGAAGCUGCUCACCAUUAAAGACAAGCUUUUUUUGGCCUAUUUACAGUUUGUGAGCAAUAUUGUACAAAUAAUAUGGUAAAAUGUAUUAGAUCUCAUCCACCAAUGGAACGGAAAGAUGAGGUGUAAUUACACGAGGAUAUAUGCAAAAAUAUCCUUCUUGUAGGACUUAAAAUAAUAAAUUAAUAAUUAAGCAUGCA
Messenger RNA from Daucus carota subsp. sativus, 2028 nucleotides. Its product is annotated as protein NRT1/ PTR FAMILY 6.3. The coding region runs from base 77 to 1849 and encodes 590 amino acids. Gene Ontology annotation, biological process: response to nitrate; transmembrane transport; oligopeptide transport. Gene Ontology annotation, molecular function: nitrate transmembrane transporter activity. Lineage: Eukaryota; Viridiplantae; Streptophyta; Magnoliopsida; Apiales; Apiaceae. The record is from RefSeq and is a predicted model, not a curated record. Gene Ontology annotation, cellular component: membrane. The transcript has 5 exons.